AUGCGCGCGUCCGUGUCACGGGUCCGACAGCUCCGCCAACAUGUCGACGGUCCCGUCCGUGCGCUGCAACUGCACAGCUCCUCGCUCGUCCCACAGACGGACCACAGAUCGGCGUCACUGCAUCAAGUGUUCGGUCGUCGGUGCUUUGCCAGCAAUGGCAGCAACGCGCCGCUGCAUUUCGAUACGCACCACGUCGUAAAGAGUCUGCAACAAAAAGGCUUUUCAAACGACCAGUCAGAGGCGAUCCUGUGCGUGAUGAAAGACGCCAUGGCCGACUCGCUGGAAGCCCAAUCCCGCAUUCUCGCGACGAAGUCGGAGCAUGUCCAGCUGAGGGCAGAGCUGUCGGAGCGAGUGUUCAACUCGACGCUCAAAUUUGACAUUGCACAGCGUCACUCGCGCGAGCUGCUCGAGCGCGACUUCAACACGCUGAAGCAGGACAUCCGAAUGCUCGAGAAGAUCGACUUCGACAAGAUCCGCAUGGAGAUCGCAGAGCUCGAGAAGAAGUUCCUGCUGCAAAAGCAGGCUGAGGACAAGACGCUGAACGAGCUGCGCCUGACGAUGGAGAAGGUUGAAACGCGAAUGCUCCAGUACGCGGUCGGGUUCGCUGGUACGAUUAUGGCCGUGGGCGCUGCACUGCUGCGCUUAGUCCUAUAA
This is a messenger RNA of Hyaloperonospora brassicae, 654 nucleotides long. The record is from the annotation of a GenBank genome assembly. NCBI's taxonomy places the organism in Eukaryota, Oomycota, Peronosporomycetes, Peronosporales, Peronosporaceae.